AUGGAAACCAUUGAAUCCGACGACAGUCUGACACAAACUCCGAGCGUAUUCAAACCGAUCCACAUUUCGGUAGAAAAAAGUGACCUUGCUCGCUCCGCCGCAAAUCGUCCGGAUGCUUUCCCGAGAAACUACCGUUCGUCCUACGAAGGAUCUCGACCAGCGUCAGUGAUCGACUACAAUCUGUGGAUGCCGCGCGAUAUCGAUUUUGAAGAUUUCCUAGACCAUCACGAGCAGUACGGUCAGUUCCGGCGCGAGAUGCAAAGGAACGUCCAUCCGCCUCCGCCACCUUUACCGGUCAGUUCGUCUUUUACGCCGGAUCCUAGAGAAGUUGUACCCAGUGGUGCUACGCCCUUGCUGCCAAAGCUAUUCGAAGACCAAAAACUUGAAGAAUUGAAUUGUCCCAAAGCGAAAGAGAACGAAAUUGAGCGGCAGGAGUAUAUAAUGGAGUGGUUUGAUGGUUGUGUGCAAAAAGAAUUAUUGAACAGUUCUGAUAUUGGUAAAAUGCUUGAUAUUUUACCGAGCGAUGAUGGAAAAGAUGAUGGCGUGGAAUCUACAAAAAGUAUUAAGCAUUAUUGA
Molecule: messenger RNA, 576 nt
Organism: Ceutorhynchus assimilis (cabbage seed weevil)
Lineage: Eukaryota; Metazoa; Arthropoda; Insecta; Coleoptera; Curculionidae
Source: the annotation of a GenBank genome assembly